AUGGCGGAUUCGUUAGAAAAAUUAUUCGUCACACGAGAAAAGAAUUUCAUCAAACAAAAUAUCCUUCGCGCGAAACGUUCUUAUCCGGCAGAACCCAAACAACGAUCCGUCGACACUCGUUAUGGCGACACGCAUGAUUUAAAGAGGAGCGGAUUACUUCCGGUUUAUGUGCACAAAAAAAACUAUGGAAAAAUACCGAGAUGUAUCGUGAAAGUCUAUACGAGAGCAGAGGCGGCUGAACCGUUUAAUGGAGAUGAGAUACCAAAAGUAUCAGCGUGCCGAUACAUCGACGAGGAGGAACGAAAGAAUUUCCACUUAAUUUGGACGGAAGUGACCGAGUACAUCCGGAAACAGGGCAUGAAGCAAAGAUGGGAGGAAGCGAUGCAGCGAUUCCGGAAGUUGCCAUUCCUCGUGGACACGAUGCCGAAGGCGCAGAAGAAAGCGAAGCUGGAGCGCGAAUUGCAACAACUUGAAAAAGACAUAGCAAUUAUCGAACAACAUUCGCAUAUAUAUGUUUAUGACGAAAUGAUUAAUGCACAAAACUGACAUCUAACGUC
Molecule: messenger RNA, 557 nt
Organism: Acromyrmex echinatior (Panamanian leafcutter ant)
Lineage: Eukaryota; Metazoa; Arthropoda; Insecta; Hymenoptera; Formicidae
Product: enkurin
Cellular component (GO): axonemal microtubule; acrosomal vesicle
Molecular function (GO): calmodulin binding
Source: RefSeq, a predicted model, not a curated record